Molecule: messenger RNA, 999 nt
Organism: Solanum stenotomum
Lineage: Eukaryota; Viridiplantae; Streptophyta; Magnoliopsida; Solanales; Solanaceae
Exons: 3
Coding region: 1-999 (332 amino acids)
Molecular function (GO): zinc ion binding
Source: RefSeq, a predicted model, not a curated record
AUGAGAAGUUAUGUAGAUGAUACCGAUGAGCUGUGCAUAAUUUCUGAUAGGCAUUCAAGUAUUCGAAAGAUGGUUUCAAUUGUGUAUCCAUCAGCUCAUUAUGGUUGUUGCAUGAGGCACCUUGGAGAAAAUAUUCGAAAUAAUUUUCACAAUGCAAAGGUUGUAUCUCAUUUUUAUAAUGCAUCGAAAGCGUACAAUAAAGUUGAGUUCUAUGACCAUUUCAAUCAGAUUAGGGAUAUGGUAUCCAAGGCAGUCGAACAUCUCGAAUCAGUUGGAUUUCAUAGAUGGAGCAGGGCAUUUUGCCCGGGAAAUAGGUAUAAUAUUAUGACCUCAAACAUUGCUAAAUCCGUGAAUGCAAUGUUUGAAGUUGAAAGAGAAUUUCCUAUUAUCGCUUUAUUUGACGAAAUAAAUAUGAGAUUUGCAAAAUUAUUUCAUGAAAGGCGUAUGGAGUUGGUCAACUCACCAAACAUACUUGUUCCUUCAAUGGAAAAACAAAUAUCAAAGAAUAUCAAUUUGGGAAAUAAGUUAUUGGCCCAUCAAAUAGCCAAUUACAAGUUUAGUAUCAACGGUCAUGGUGAUGUUGCCACGGUUGAUCUUCAAAGAAGAAUGUGCACAUGUAGAGUUUUUGACUUGGUCAAAAUACCUUGUCCACAUGCUAUGGCAGCGCUUCGAUCCCAAUAUGGUGCACAUUUUGGAAAUCAGAUCUAUGAGUACUCGUCUUCAUAUUAUUCGGUGGAAAAAUACAUAAUUACAUAUUGUGAGGAAAUUAAUCCUGUGCCUCCUGAAGAUUCUUGGAUUGUUUCUUUGGAGAUAUUAGAGAGAGAAAUACCUCCUCCAUAUGUUGACCCAAGCAAACCGGGAAGAAGGCGAUCGAAGAGGAGGCGUGGAAUGACCCAUCCAAUGGAAAUAAACAAGCAUAUAUGCUCAUCUGUUGCAAUGGAUGAUUCAUCUGUUGCAAUAUAUGAGCAUCAGUUGCAACAGAUGAGCAUAUAUGUUUGA